UGGUGUAGAGCUAACCUGGCCGCCUGCUGGCCGCCAUUUCGUUGAGUGUAAGAGGAUGCAGUUGAUUUUGCUUGUUUUACUUGCUCAGUAAAUUCUCACAAUACAUCUGGCAAGUAAUUCUCACGUCUCGUCAGAAUGACGCAGUUUCUGCCGCCGAAUUUGCUAGCGUUGUUCGCGCCACGUGAUCCGAUUCCGUAUUUGCCACCGGCUAGCAAGCUCCCGCACGAGAAGAAGAACGGCGGCUAUGUCGGCGUGGGAACUUUCCUCAAGUAUUUCGAAGAUCCCAAGGAAACACCACCACCUGUACGUGUAGAGACACGAGAAGAACGUUUAGAACGUAGAAGAAGAGAACGCGCGGAGCAAGUUGCAUAUAAGCUUGAACAAGAAAUUGCAGUAUGGGAUCCAGCUGGAAUUGUCAAUGUGACAGCAGAUCCCUUCAAGACUCUCUUUGUAGCUCGAAUUAAUUAUGAUACCUCAGAAUCAAAACUGAGAAGAGAAUUUGAAGUAUAUGGUCCGGUAAAAAAGAUUGUGGUAAUACAUAAUACAAUUAAUGGCAAGCCUAGGGGAUAUGCUUUCAUUGAAUAUGAACAUGAACGAGAUAUGCAUUCUGCGUAUAAGCAUGCGGAUGGUAAGAAAAUAGAUGGUCGCAGAGUGUUGGUCGAUGUCGAACGGGCAAGAACGGUAAAGGGCUGGCUGCCCCGGCGACUUGGCGGCGGCCUAGGUGGUACUCGAAGAGGUGGUCCUGACGUUAACAUCAAGCAUUCGGGACGGGAGGAUAACGAAAGGGAGCGAGAGCGGUAUCGCUUGGAACGCGAGAGAGAGACCACGGGACGCGGCCUUGACAGAGACAGGGAUCGCGAUCGUCUGGAUAGAGAACGUCGCAGAUCACGCGAUCGCAAACGUAGAAGCAGGAGCAGAUCGCGCGAGCGCAAGCGUAGGCGUAGCCGCGACCGACUGCCGGAUCCCGAUAUCGAGGAAAUCGAACGACCACGCGACAGAAGAGAUCGCGAACGCGACCGUGAUCGGGAUCGCAAAAGGCGGCGUUCACGCAGCAACGAUCGUGAUCGAGAUAGAGAUCGUAAACGAGACAAGCGGGAUAGAGAUCGCGAUCGCAGAGAUAGGAAAGAUCGUGGCGAUCGUCAGGAUGAAGACACAAAAGAGAUUCGAAUUAAAGAAGAGCCUUUGGAUGAUUAUCCGGACUAUAGCAAUACGUUUGCAACGUCGGGCUCAUACUUUACCGCAGUCAAGUACGAGGAUGAUAACGAUCAAGAGGUGGAGGAGAAAUACCGGAUUCCAGAGGGUCGGCCCGACCCGCCUCCGUACAACAAUUACGAUUCGGUACAAGAUUAUUGAUCUCGGUAGUACAUGUUUCCGUCGUGUCCCUUUUUUUUCACGGUAAGCUGUCGCCGCAUUAUUGUCGUGUUGCCUCUACUAUUAGCAUAAUAACGAAUUAGCUCUUUCAGGAGCGAACCAAGUCGAUCGUUAUUCAUCUGUACACGUUAUUUAAAUAAUAUAUUUGUACAAUUGUCCAAAAGACGUUAUUAAUAUCAAAAAAAAAAAUUUAUUGAAUUUAUUUGCAGAAUUUUUA
Linepithema humile (Argentine ant) is the source of this 1588-nucleotide messenger RNA. It is a transcript of the gene snRNP-U1-70K, whose product is annotated as small ribonucleoprotein particle U1 subunit 70K. Gene Ontology annotation, molecular function: U1 snRNA binding; mRNA binding. Gene Ontology annotation, biological process: mRNA splicing, via spliceosome. The record is from RefSeq and is a predicted model, not a curated record. Gene Ontology annotation, cellular component: U1 snRNP; precatalytic spliceosome; U2-type prespliceosome. Lineage: Eukaryota; Metazoa; Arthropoda; Insecta; Hymenoptera; Formicidae.